CACAGGACAGACAGAACGUUUACUGACAAUAGAGAGAAAUUUACUGUAAACUCAAGAGAGACAGAAAUGCUGUAACUCAGGAUGGGCAGAGAUGCAGAGGCAGAGGUGGAGCAUGUAUGUGAACAGUGAAAGAACGCACUGAAUGUCAUCGUCAGUUGAUCCAAAGUUUCAAGCACUAGUUUUUCGUUUACCUUUCCAUAAAACUUCCUAACCAACAUCUCAGAAGAUAGAAAGAAAAAUUUGACGCUUUUGAUCUCUGAUAAGUGUUUUUUUGUGGGGAACCAAGAAAGUUAUGCUUGUUUUGGUUUCUCGUAGACAUAGCAUAGGGUGCAAGCAACGCCUCCAUCGGACGGACCUAUGCUAAGUCUACGAGAAACCAAAACAAGACUAACUUUCUUGGUUCUCCAUAAAAACCUACUUUCAAAAUAUCAAAAAAUUCUAAAAUUUUAUUCUCUAUUCUGAAACAUUAACUGGGAAGGUUUGUUGAAGUGACAACGAAAAACUGAUGCUGCAAGUUUUGGAGAUAGUGGCAGUCGGAAUCAGAAUGGAGGCUGACGUAGAAAUGCGGCAGAUCACGAGUGCUGCACCCGGAAUGGCAACUGAGGAUCCGUCAACUCUAAGCGCAGUUCCUUUGAGUCAAAAUGUUGUUCGACCCAACCGAGCAUCUUCUCCGGAUUUCCCGACACAUCCAUCUCCAGAGAUGCCUCUUUGGCUCACUAAAUGCCUUAAGCUGCUCGCUUUGCAUACCCCUGAAGCUGGCGAAGAAAUUGGGCGCAUGAUGGAUGAAGCUUUGGAUAGGCGCUCAAAAUUGGACGAAGCCGCCGCGUCCGGAAAUCCGAUGCCCAAAAUCAUUCCUCUCGCCAAAGCAGCGGUCCCUGGAAAAAUUCCCGCUGCACCGGUGGUGAAGAAACCGGACUUCCCGGCGAAAAGCAAACUGCCAACGAAACCCGAAGGCCAGCCGAUGGCCAAAAGACCUAAAUUCAGUCCGUCAUCCACUCCCGUUCCUCUCGGUCCGAAAAGUUCCUCUGAUCCGACUAUGGCUGCCUCGGUCUCGCCGGCGCUGGACGAUGAUGCCUCUGUGGAAGUGCUGGUGUCGGGCACAUCUGGCGACAACGUGGACGACACCGAAGUGGAGACGGAUCUGUCCGCUUUGCUCGGCGAAGAUGCGUGUACUGUGUGCGGAGAGACUAAUCAGUCGAGUGGAAAUGAUCUGCUUAAGUGCUACGAAUGCAAGAAAUAUUAUCAUCAGCUGUGCCACAAACCGCCUCUGGUUGACGUUAAUCCAGAUGACCCGCGAUUCGUAUUUUACUGCAGCGAAUGCACGAAGAAGCAGAAGAAACAGUCAGAAAAAGCGGAAGCCAAGCCCCAGUCUCCGACAAAGAUUGUGCCUAUUCCAUCGAAACCGAAAUCAGCUGCUGCAUCAGGCCUAACACCGUCGAGCAGUUCGUCACAACUCUUUAAACGCGCUGAACCUAAGGCGACUGUAAGUAAUAUUUCCGCUACCGGAGCUGGAUUAGCGAAACUUGCUGCCGGUGCGAAGACCGCUAAACAACAUCGCGGCGAUAAAGAUGCUAAAAAAAUUAAACUCAUUGACCCACCAGCACCUCCAAAGAAAACAUAAGUUCAAGAUUUUCUCUGCUGAUCUGCAGUCAGGAGAUCAGUUGGUUGGCUAUUUGGACUGUUUUGUCGACGAAAGUAGUUUAUAAGGAGUUGCGCCCUUGAAAACUUUUUAACUGCCCGAUCUGCUUCCCAGGUUGUAAGUUCCGUGUCUUUACAUUAAAUAAGUUGUCUCCGGCAUUCCUUGGAAAGCUUCUGUGUUUCGCAUUUUGUGACGCGAGAUCUGCGAGUUAGAUAAAGUGCUGACAUGGUUUGUCUCCUGCGUUCCGACUCGAUUAA
Molecule: messenger RNA, 1896 nt
Organism: Paramacrobiotus metropolitanus
Lineage: Eukaryota; Metazoa; Tardigrada; Eutardigrada; Parachela; Macrobiotidae
Product: integrator complex subunit 12-like
Exons: 8
Coding region: 506-1621 (371 amino acids)
Source: RefSeq, a predicted model, not a curated record